GCGCACGCCACCAAUCCCGGAUAUUGGCUUCAUCCUGUCGCGAUAGUCCAUCCGAACGGGCACCACUCCUCCGCCCGUCCCACGACGAAUUGGCCUGCCCGCGCGCCGCCAUGCCAGCAUCUCAAAGCCCCACCAACGCCGCCGACCGGCCUCGCCUUACCGAAGCCCAAAAGAAGGAGAACCACAUCCGCUCCGAGCAGAAGCGACGCGAAGCAAUCAGGGAAGGCUUCGACCGACUCGCCUCCAUCGUACCGGGGCUCGAAGGGCAGGGCCGCAGCGAGGCUGUAGUGCUGGGCGGCGCAAUAAAGCUCAUGCGCGAGAAGAUCCUCGAGCGGCAGCAACUCAUACAAGAUGCAAAAGCAAAGGGCAUCGACACAACCGGUUGGGAGCUGGACAAGGAGACAAUGGAGGCGUGCGCAAGGCAGCUGGAGAGGACCCUGGCUGAAGACCGCCAAACCGGCAACGGCGAUGAGAAUGGGACUGAAUUGAACAAGGAUUAAAAACACGCACGCUUCAGAUCACAUCAGACACCAGUCGCUGAUAUUGCGCUAUUGUGUGCAAAGGCCUGGGUUUCUUUACAUCGCACACAUGGAGCGAAUACCACGGGGGGGGAACGCCUUGUACUUUGAGUUGGCAAAGUAACUAAUAACCGUUCCUCCACAUUCAACGUAGUUUAUCCAGUCGAACGAGGACGGCUGCAUAUAACCAAGCUGUUCUCAAC
This is a messenger RNA of Exserohilum turcica Et28A, 721 nucleotides long. RefSeq lists its product as uncharacterized. Gene Ontology annotation, molecular function: protein dimerization activity; DNA-binding transcription factor activity, RNA polymerase II-specific; RNA polymerase II cis-regulatory region sequence-specific DNA binding. The coding region runs from base 111 to 500 and encodes 129 amino acids. The record is from RefSeq and is a predicted model, not a curated record. Lineage: Eukaryota; Fungi; Ascomycota; Dothideomycetes; Pleosporales; Pleosporaceae. Gene Ontology annotation, biological process: regulation of transcription by RNA polymerase II. The transcript has a single exon.